Messenger RNA from Cladophialophora yegresii CBS 114405, 1275 nucleotides. RefSeq names its product tRNA-dihydrouridine synthase 2. NCBI's taxonomy places the organism in Eukaryota, Fungi, Ascomycota, Eurotiomycetes, Chaetothyriales, Herpotrichiellaceae. The record is from RefSeq and is a predicted model, not a curated record. The coding region runs from base 1 to 1275 and encodes 424 amino acids. The transcript has a single exon. Gene Ontology annotation, cellular component: cytoplasm. Gene Ontology annotation, molecular function: flavin adenine dinucleotide binding; tRNA dihydrouridine synthase activity. Gene Ontology annotation, biological process: tRNA dihydrouridine synthesis.
AUGGGCUCUCCGCUCCCGUUUCAAGAUGUCCCUCAUCUUCCAAUACCAAAGCGCGGUGUCGACUAUCGGGGAAAGGUGGUUCUGGCGCCUAUGGUGCGAUCAGGUGAACUUCCGUCGCGCUUGCUAGCUCUCAAGUACGGCGCAGACUUAGUAUGGGGCCCGGAAACCGUGGACAGAUCUAUGAUCGGAACCACGCAGCAAAUAAACCCUCGCACAGGCUGCAUAGAGUGGUCUCGCACUUCCAAUAACAAUCAAACCAACGUCAUAUAUCGCAUCGACCCAGCGAGAGAAUCGGAGAAGUUGAUAUACCAGAUCGGAACUGCUUCACCCGACUAUGCAGUGCAAGCUGCCAGUCUAGUAGCUCCUUACGUUUGUGGUAUCGACGUAAAUGCCGGUUGCCCCAAACCAUUCUCGACCUCGGGCGGUAUGGGUGCGGCGCUCCUUCGAACACCCGAGCUGCUGUGCAAUAUUUUGACUGCACUCGUUACAAAUGUCGGGACGAAGCACCAAAUUGGUAUCUCGGUGAAGAUCCGACUACUCGAGACCCCAGAAUUGACCUCUGAACUUGUCAACAAGCUCUGUAAGACGGGCAUCACAGGUCUCACAAUCCACUGCCGGACCACUCCCAUGAGACCGAGGGAGCGGGCUAUCAGAGACCAACUGCGGAUGAUUGGCGACAUUUGCAGAAGCCACGGCGUUGCAUGUCUCAUGAAUGGAGACGUCACCUCGCGUGAGCAAGGUCUAGCGCUCGCCAAGGAAUACGGCAUUGACGGAGCCAUGAUUGCAACGGCCGCCGAAGCCAACUCGUCUGUCUUCCGAACCAAGGAGCAGGGUGGCCUGCUUCCGUGGAAACAAGUCGUGGAAGAUUACAUUGGACUGGCAAUGAGCGUCGAAAACAGGUUCGGUAACACGAAAUUCCUUCUUUCACAGCUCAUGCCUGGGAGAGACGCGGCAUAUCAACCCGUUCAAAAGUCACGAAGCUAUGCUGAAGCGAUUUCCUUGCUAGGCAUGGCUGACCCGAACAUUAUCGAGAAAGCAAAAGAAGUCGAUCAUGUUCUCAAUUUGGACGUGCGAAGUGUGACAAAAGCGGACAUCAAGCGGCAACACAAGCAGCAAAACCGAGAGAAUCAAGCGAAGAAGCAGGAGAAGAAGCGUGUGUUCGGGCAAGAUGGCGACCACAAUCAAGAACGGAGCAAGAAGCAGAAAGCUGAGAUUGCAGCUGAGAAUGCUGGGUUUGAAGGAGUUGGUCAAGGCUUUGCAGCAGUCACAGCUUGA